Messenger RNA from Chiloscyllium plagiosum (whitespotted bambooshark), 7033 nucleotides. NCBI's taxonomy places the organism in Eukaryota, Metazoa, Chordata, Chondrichthyes, Orectolobiformes, Hemiscylliidae. The record is from RefSeq and is a predicted model, not a curated record.
GAGUCUUUCAACAAAUUUUGAUUUAUGGGAAAAGUGAGAUGUUUAAUAUGGGCACCAUAGUUCUUAGGAUGACUUUUUGGAUUAUAUUAAAUCUUCUGUUUAGUUUGGUAAAGAUGGAGAAGCCAAAUAAUGAAGUAAAAGCAAACUAUUCAAAAUAAUUCUACGAAAGCACUUUUGAAGGACUGAGAAAAGUCUCUACUGUUUCAUUGAAAUAGAUGGAAGAAAUUUAAGUUAUUUCUGAGCAGUUGUGUACUCUGUCUGAGAUUAUAACAUCGCAUCAGGAGUGGGGGGGGGGUAACUUUUGUGGUACAGUGGUAUCAUCUUGGUCAAAAGGUCUGGGUUCAAUCCAGCUACCUCAGACAUAUCAAAGUGUCUGUACAAGAGAAGGUUGUCAUUCAGCUUAUUUUGUCCGUCUUUGUUCAUCUCAUUUCAUUGCUCUUUAUGAUCAUACGAUCUUUAUUUUUAUUCGAAUGCUGAUCCAACUUCCUUUUGCACAUUGCUGCUUCUACCAUCCUUCCUCAAUGUGUACUCUAAUUUUAAUUUUCAUAGUAGUUCUUUGACCUUCUCAUUCUUUUCUCACUUUUUAUAAGUCUGUUUCUUCUGGUUACUGACCCUUUUACCAGUGGAAAUCUUUUCUCCCCCAAUAAUUAUUUUAAUUUUAAAGACCCGUUCAAGUCUGUUUAUCUGUCUGUUCUCUAAGGACAAUAAUCCCUGUUUCUCUACGUAAUUGUAUUUCUGUAUCUUGGGUGCCAUUCCAGCAAAUCUCUUCACACUCUUCAAAGCUCUUGUGCUCCUCUUAAAGUGGUGCCCAAAAUUGAUCUCCGCACUCCAGUAAACUUUCUUAAAAAGAAAGAUGAAAUUGAAAAAGAGGUGACGGGACAGAAAGAAAAAGUGAAAACAAACUUUUACCUAAUUUUGGAGUUUUUAAGAAAAUCUCACGGAAUGAGACUCCACAUCUUCUUUUAAAAACAAUUGCACAUGAAUGGAAAAUGUUAUCUAUACUGGGUAAGUACCACAACUUUUUGAAUGAUGAAUCCCUUGGCCAGAUACCAUUGUAUCAUUGUAGAAAAGCCAGGAAAAGCAGACUUGCUAACAGUCUAGAAAAAAGGUAGCCCAGUUACCUACGUUGUUAUUAAGCAACUUGCACAUGUGGAUAUGGAAGUGGCUGUCUGCGUUACUCCUUUUUAUGCUGGUGAGUGCUAAGCCUCACUAUUAUUCGAAUUGCAAAAUAUAGACAGCAUUUUUUUGGUGUUGAGGAAUGUGCAAAGGACCCUAAAAAGUUUGAUAAACAGUGGAGGAUGAAACAAACUUUCUAGUAUCAAAUCUGAAUGUUUUCAAAUUUUGCCAGUUUUGUGCAGAUGUUGUUGAUGUACUAUUGGAAUUUAAUGCACAAUUAUUAUUCAUGUGUCUUGUAUUAAAGAAUUAGCAAUAUAAAUUGCUGGAAACAUGUGCAAUAAAAUGUACAGUGCAAUAGCAGAAUGUCAUAAUGUUUGUAUACACUCCAUAACUAUGAACUGGAGAUGUAUGGUAGGGGAAUGAUUUAUUGCCAACCAUAUAGCCAUUUUGAAAAAAGAAAUAAUCUUAUACAGCGAUGUUCUCAGAGCCGAGAUUGGCUACAGUUUGAAAAUUUUGAACUAACGUUCCAAAGUACUGAUAGCAAUAUAUUUUAAGGAAACAAAUGUAAAUAGUGAUUAGGGAGAAAUUCUGAAAUUUGGUGUGUAAAUUACAAUUUAAUGCAUGGUUCUAUCCUUUAACUAUAAGGGUGUGACUAUAACUAUGUAGAAAACUAUAAAAUAGAGCUAUGAUAUGUUCGCUAGAUUUGAUGGUAGUAUUGGAUCAUUUAGCCUUUUGAAUGCAAUUACUCCAGCACUUCUGUUAAAGGUGCAUUGCUGUCAAUGGUACUUACAGUGCAGCUGUAAGCUUAGGAUACCUGCACCAUUCAUGUGCUUCACGUGAACCUCAAGUGCAAAUCUUUUGGAAAACCCGUGGUUUCUCCUUUCUGCAUACUUUUCAAACGUCUGGCAUCAAACUAUCUUUUUGAAUGGUUUGACUUUUUUUUUCCUAUGCAUUGAAUAUGGACUGCUUCACAUGAUUGCUCCAUGCAUGUCAAUCUCUACAACUUUCCACUAAAUCCACAUGGAGUGUAACUCUAGGCCUUACUAGACCUGUCAGCAACAGCUAAGAAAUUCAACACCAACAAAUUAAGCUGUGACGGUCUUGAGGAAUGCUACUAAAAAGAGCAUGAGAAAUAGUCAGAAGUGAAGUAAACAAGAUAAAUAGUAUUUGGCAUCCCAGUACCUGACAACUGGAAUCCUACAGUUUCAACCAAGGCAGCAAACCAAAGGACAAAUAUUUAUCACUCCAUACAGUUUUUUUUUCCCUACUUCAUUAGCAAUCUUAACGUGCCUGGUCAUUGGAUAUCUUAUUCUGUUAAUUGAAUCUCAAACAUUUUAUAAAAAUGUUUGGCUUUAUGGAACCAGCUGAUCUAGCUGUUGUAGCACUUUAUUUUGUCCUUGUAUUGUGCAUUGGUUUUUUUGCAAUGUGGAAGUCCAACAGAAGUACUGUGAGUGGAUACUUUCUUGCAGGACGCACCAUGACCUGGAUAGCAAUAGGUGCUUCGUUGUUUGUGAGCAAUAUUGGCAGUGAACACUUUAUUGGGUUAGCAGGAUCUGGAGCUGCCAGUGGAUUUGCAGUAGGAGCUUGGGAGUUCAAUGCAGUGUUGCUUUUACAGUUACUAGGUUGGGUUUUCAUCCCUGUCUACAUCAGGUCUGGUGUGUUCACCAUGCCACAAUACCUUUCAAAACGUUACGGUGGUAACAGAAUAAAAGUCUAUUUUGCUUUAUUGUUUUUGACAUUGUAUGUUUUCACAAAGCUUUCUGUUGACCUGUACGCUGGUGCAUUGUUUAUCCGGGCCUCACUCGGCUGGGACCUAUAUCUCUCUAUCAUCAUCUUGAUUGGGUUGACUGCAGUGUUAACUGUUACAGGCGGACUUGUGGCCGUCAUCUACACAGAUGCCCUACAAGCAAUUCUUAUGAUUGGUGGAGCUUUAACAUUGAUGGUUGUUGGAAUGGUCAAGGUGGGAGGCUUUGAGGAAUUGAAACAGAGAUACAUGUUGGCCUCACCAAAUGUUACAACGGUUCUAGCCUCCUUCAACCUAAGUUCUACAAACACUUGCCGCAUUCACCCAAAAGAUGAUGCUCUCAAGAUGUUACGUGAGCCGACUGAUGAGGAUAUUCCUUGGCCUGGCUUCCUGUUUGGUCAAACGCCAGUCUCGGCUUGGUAUUGGUGUGCUGAUCAAGUCAUUGUGCAGCGUGUCUUGGCAGCAAAGAACAUAGCUCAUGCCAAAGGAGCUACCCUAAUGGCUGGUUUUCUGAAACUCUUGCCCAUGUUUAUCAUAGUCGUACCUGGUAUGAUUUCCAGAGUUCUCUUUACUGAUGAGAUUAUUUGCAUUAAUCCAGAGCAUUGUAUGCAAGUAUGUGGUAGCAGAGCAGGUUGCUCAAACAUUGCCUAUCCACGACUAGUAUUGGGAAUCUUGCCCGCAGGCCUUCGUGGCCUAAUGAUGUCAGUCAUGAUAGCAGCAUUAAUGAGUGAUUUGGAUUCUAUAUUCAAUAGUGCCAGCACCAUAUUUACCCUGGAUAUUUACAAACAUCUUCGAAAGGCUGCCAGCUCUCGUGAACUGAUGAUAGUAGGUCGUCUGUUUGUUGUCUUCAUGGUAGCUGUAAGCAUUGCCUGGGUUCCUGUAAUUGUAGAGAUGCAGGGAGGCCAAAUGUAUCUUUACAUUCAAGAGGUUGCAAACUAUCUCACUCCACCAGUUGCAGCCCUCUUCCUCCUUGGUAUUUUCUGGAAGCGCUGCAAUGAGAAGGGCGCUUUCUAUGGAGGGUUGGUUGGAUCCAUUUUGGGAAUUAUACGCUUGAUUCUUGCUUUUAUUUAUCAAGCACCAGACUGUGACCAAGUUGAUACCAGACCAAGUUUUAUCAGAAAUAUUCACUACAUGUACGUGUCAACUUUUCUGUUUUGGACCACUGUCAUUACAGCCAUUGUAGUAAGUCUGCUGACCCCUGCUCUUCCCAGGACAUUUACUUCUAGUACCAUGUUCUGGGCAUUAAAAGACUUGGACACUAUAAAAAGCUCUCAAAAAGAAGAAUGUGAUAAAUUAACAGAUCAAACUAUAACUGAAUGCAAUGGCCAUACCACAAGUGCUCAUAAAAAGGACACCGAUGGAAUCGAAUUAGUUCUUUUAACACCCGAAAGCGAUGAUUCCAAAUCUUUGAAUUCGCCGGUCAUCUCAGAGGGACAAACAGUGAAUGAUCAUUACACAAAUGGACAAACGGUUGUUGUGGACCCAGAAACCAAAGAGGAACCAGAACUGGAAAGAAACAAAUUGUGGAAAUUUUUUGACUGCCUUUGUGGACUAAAAAAUUAUGAUGUGAAGAAUCCAGUUGCAAGAGUUUCUGUAGAAGAUGAAAUGAUUUGCAUACAAAUGCUACAAGAAAGUCAGAAGAUUAAAGUAUUGUUAAAUAUUGGACUUCUAUUUGUAUUAUCUUGUGGCAUAUCCAUGUACCUUUAUUUCUCUUUGUAAAAUCAGCCUGAAAAUUUAAGUAAUUUUUUUUGUUUUUGAAGUAUUUUCUUUUAAAUUUCCUUUUUUUGGCACAGGUAGAUAACUUAUUUAUAAAGUUAUGGUAAAAAUGGUGAGGGAGGGAGGUUAGCUAAAAGUCCAUUUCACUCUGCCCAGUCUGAUCUCGUGAUGCAGAACAUAUAUGAUAAAAUUAGCCAAAGUGCCUUAUAUUAAGGUGGGGCAAACUACAUUGUAGUUCUGGCUCUGGUGUUUAGCAGCUGCUGUUGGGAAUGUGUAUGUGAGUUUCUGAAGAGGACCAAGAUUAAAUUCAGUUAUGAAGUCACUUUAUGGUUCAAUAUAUCUCCGUCCACAAUUGAGGCUCACUGGUAUCUUAUGGGUAAUCAGAGUGUCUCCUGACCAGUAAACUAUGCUAAGUGUGUGAAUCCGUGGCUGAAAAAUAAAUAUUGUAACCUUUGGAAUUAAGUACGUGGUCAACUUAAUUUUGGGGUUUACAAUUUGUCACUAAAUAUUUUUAUGUAGUAGAUGACUUUGUUUCUUUUCUGGCAAUUAUUCUGUGAACAAUAAGCUACAAUUGAUUUUAUUAAAAAAAAUUCUAUGAAAUAUUUAUUUUAAAGUUAUUUUUCUGCCCAAAUACAUCAUCAAAUGUGUAAAUGGGAGAAGGGAAAUUUUAAUCUGUUGAUCAUAAAAUGCUUAUAAAUGUCUGAGCACUUAAAUAUUUUUGCCCCAAAAGUAGUUGAAUGGACUGAAUUAAUUACUACACUUAAUAUUUUAUAAGAAGUAAGAGCACUUCAAUUUUGCACUCCUAACUAUUUUCCCUCAUAAUUAUUGCCAUCCUCAAUUCACCUAUUCCCACACUUGCUGCCCAGUAGUCUUUGGAUGAUGGUGACCUCCUUCCAGAUCUCUUUCACAGAGUUAGCAGGCAAAAGGUGUGCAGCAGUGGUCUUGGAAUAGGUUUUUUUUUCUUCACAUCUCUAAUCCACCCUGUGGGAGUUGAGUUGUGUUGAACAUCUUGCACAAUAGGAUCAGGAAUUUCCUGGAAUGGGCAGGGAGGUUGAGCCAAUUACUUUGUAUUUAGCGGAUGGAUACCUGUUUUUCCAGUAUAUAAUUGUGCUGUACAUGUUUGUAUAUGUUAAAUCAAUUUGUUAUAAUUUCUGCACUCCAAGAAAUUCAUUGAGAUAUCAUUGAGCAUGUAGGCCAACACAAGGAUCAUAGUCUUAACAUUUUAAAUUAUGAAAAGUUUUGCUAAUGUGUAAUAGUUAUGAUCAGCCUGUUAACCCUCGUAAAGUUAGUCCUGUUUUGGCCUAAAUCAAAUAAAUAUUGUUUCUUUAUUAGGUAAGUGUCUGCUUUUGGUUGUAUUCAGUGAUAACUAUAUGCAUUGCGGCAAUUAAAUUCUUUUAGCUUAUGUGGAGCAAGUAGGGUUGGUGUGAUAAUUAAACUGUUAUGUUAACAUAAUUGGCUCUUAACCCCUUCCCCAGCCCCAUUCUAUAUUUGUACUCAUGAAAUUUUAAAAAUUUGUAAAGCAUAAUGAUUGGAUGGAGGGGAAUCAGACACGUACAUGUUCCCAAGUUAAUUUUAGGUGUCAGUAUUCUCUGUACUAACCCUGAACUAAUAAGAUGCCUAAGUUUUUUUUUGAAAAAUGUUAGCUGCUUCUUUACCAUUCCAAUAUCCUUGUAGAGCUGUUUUUCUCCCACCACACUUGCUUUUUGGUUUGUGUGUGUGCUUAUUUUCUCCUCAGUCAUUUUGCUUUUAAAAUUACAAUUUUAUUCUAAAGUUUGAUUUUUGUAUUCUUUUGAAUGAGCUGUUUAUAUUGCAUCAAAACACAAGUGCAGGUAUUUGUAAGAAAUUCUUUAAAUAAAACAGUCAUGAGGAGUGAACAAUAAUUUGUAUGUAGACAAACUGAUUUUAUGUCUGUAUGAAAAAAAUUUGUGCCAAGCUCUCUUUCAUGUAGCAUGACAUUCCUCCAUUGAUGUGAGUUAGUGUCUAGUUUCCUAAUUACAUAUUCAAAUCCAAACUACCCGCACUCUCAGUUGGGAAAGGAACCCACUGCAAGUGAUCAUCUUGAUCUACUUCGCUUUUCUUUACGUGCUGUUGACCAAUUGCAAAAGUUUAAACAUAUAAAUGGAAACAAAAAAGUGCUCACCCAAGAACUAACUUUUAACUCAGUUGCAGAAUGGUUUAACAUUUCAAGACAGAUGCUCUUAAUUCCAAGUUUUAACUUGGGAAAUGCUUAAUAAAUGCAGAGACAAAGUCUACAAAUGAAGUAUUUUUCCUUGAGCAUUGUAUGUAAAUUGUUUUUUUUUUAUAUGUGGCCUAUGUAAUUUUUCGGAGAGGAAUGCACAGCUCUGGAACUUUAUGUAUAGAGCCUGAUAUGAUUUUGUGACGCAUGAACAUCUUGUACAUUUUUACUGUACCUGUAAUACUACAUUUUCAAAGUGAAGAAUCAGUUUAUUUAAACAA